This is a messenger RNA of Solanum verrucosum, 1693 nucleotides long. RefSeq names its product berberine bridge enzyme-like 15. NCBI's taxonomy places the organism in Eukaryota, Viridiplantae, Streptophyta, Magnoliopsida, Solanales, Solanaceae. The record is from RefSeq and is a predicted model, not a curated record. The transcript has a single exon. Gene Ontology annotation, molecular function: oxidoreductase activity; FAD binding. Bases 12 to 1616 code for a protein of 534 amino acids.
GAUUAUCAAUUAUGGCUUCUUCAAACUGUAUUAUGGUUACAUUAAUCAUAAUCUUAUUGUGGAGUUCUUCUUCUGUUCUUUCUGAUACAAUCCCUGAAAAGUUCUACCAAUGUAUUUGCAAGAAUUCUGAUUUCUCUGACUCUUUUUCCACAGCUUUCUUUACCCCAAAUGAUGCUUCUUUUAACACAAUUUUGAAUUCAACAGCUCAAAAUCUCAGGUGUUUGAUGUCAUCAGUGCCUAAACCUGAGCUGAUUUUCACUCCAUUGACAGAACCCCAUGUGCAAGCAUCUGUAAUUUGUGCGAAACAACUCAAUCUUCAACUCAGAGUUAGGAGUGGAGGUCAUGACUAUGAGGGGAUUUCGUACAUUUCUGAAAUGGGGUCUCCUUUUGUCAUCGUCGAUCUCUUGAAGCUUCGAGGGAUCGAGGUGAACAUAGAGGAGAAUUCAGCUUGGGCUCAAGCUGGUGCUACUGUUGGUGAAGUUUAUUAUAGGAUUUCAGAGAAAAGCAAAACUCUUGGAUUCCCUGCUGGACUCUGUACUAGUUUGGGAAUUGGUGGUCAUAUUACUGGUGGUGCUUAUGGUUCCAUGAUGAGGAAAUUUGGGCUUGGAGUUGACAAUGUGAUCGAUGCUCGUAUAGUCAAUGCAAAUGGAACCAUACUCGAUAGACAAUCGAUGGGGGAAGACUUGUUUUGGGCUAUUCGCGGAGGUGGAGGAGCUAGUUUUGGGAUCAUACUUUCUUGGAAAAUGAAAUUAGUCACUGUUCCAUCGACUGUCACUGUUUUCACUGUCCCGAAAAAACUGGAAGACGGAGCAACAAAGAUUUUAUACAAGUGGCAGCAAGUUGCUGACAAAAUCGACGAUGGUCUGUUCAUGAGAGUAGUCAUAAAUGUUGUAGAUAAAAAAGAUGUAAAAGGGGAAAGAACUGUUCAAACAGCUUAUAACUCAUUGUUUCUUGGAAAAGCUGAAACACUUUUACGAAUAAUGAAUGAGUCUUUCCCUGAAUUGGGAUUGACACAAAAAGAUGUUACAGAAAUGAGUUGGAUAGAGUCAAUUUUAUACAUUGCAGGGUACGCGAACAACACGCCACCAGAAGUACUCCUCCAGGGGAAAUCACUAUUCAAGAAUUACUUCAAAGCUAAAUCAGACUUCAUAAAAGAGCCAAUACCAGAAACAGGACUCGAAGGCCUAUGGAAAAGGCUAUUAGAAGAGGACUCACCAUUGAUGAUAUGGAAUCCAUACGGAGGAAUGAUGGCGAAUAUAUCAGAAUCAGACACUCCAUUCCCACACAGAAAAGGGGUAAUUUUCAAGAUUCAGUAUUUAACUCUCUGGAAUCAACCUGAUGAAGAAUUAGCCACGAGGCACGUUGAUUGGAUCAGGAAACUCUAUAAUUACAUGACUUCUUAUGCAUCUAUGUACCCAAGAGAAGCCUAUGUGAAUUACAGAGAUCUUGAUUUAGGAAUGAACAAGAAUGUGAAUCGUAAUUCGAGCUUUGCACAAGCUAGUGUGUGGGGGAACAAGUAUUUCAAGAACAAUUUUAACAGGCUGGUGCAAAUAAAAACUAUAGUGGAUCCAGAAAAUUUCUUCAAACAUGAACAAAGCAUCCCAGUAAAGGGAUGAUGUUCUUCUAAGUUUAUAUUUGGCUAGUAGUAAUAAUAUCUUUUACUUAAAUGCUGUUUAAUGUGGUAUAAUGUAUG